This is a messenger RNA of Myotis daubentonii (Daubenton's bat), 3067 nucleotides long. Its product is annotated as phospholipase A and acyltransferase 3. Gene Ontology annotation, cellular component: cytoplasm. NCBI's taxonomy places the organism in Eukaryota, Metazoa, Chordata, Mammalia, Chiroptera, Vespertilionidae. Gene Ontology annotation, biological process: N-acylphosphatidylethanolamine metabolic process. The record is from RefSeq and is a predicted model, not a curated record. Gene Ontology annotation, molecular function: glycerophospholipid phospholipase A1 activity; A2-type glycerophospholipase activity.
CCCCAGGCACUCACGCAGCGGACAAAGCAAACUCCAGCCCGCAGCUGAGGGUCCACAGCAGGAGAGAAGAUGCGGGCGCCCAUUCCAGAGCCCAACCCUGGAGACCUGAUUGAGAUUUUCCGCCCCUUCUACAGACACUGGGCCGUCUACGUUGGUGAUGGAUAUGUGGUCCACCUGGCCCCCCCAAGUGAAAUCGCGGGAGCGGGGGCGGCCAGCCUCAUGUCCGCCCUGACCGACAAGGCCAUAGUGAAGAAGGAGCUGCUUUAUUUUGUUGCCGGGAAAGACAAGUACCACGUCAACAACAAGCAUGACCAGAAGUACUCCCCGCUGCCUCCCAGCAAGAUCGUGCAGCGGGCGGAGGAGCUGGUGGGGCAGGAGAUGCUCUACAAGGUGACCAGUGAGAACUGUGAGCACUUCGUGAAUGAGCUGCGCUAUGGAGUCCCCCGCAGCGACCAGGUCAGAGAUGCCAUCAUGGCGGCUGGCAUCGCGGGAGUGGGCUUGGCAGCCGUGGGCCUCAUUGGAGCCGUGAUCUCAAGAAACAAGCGACAAAAGCAAUAAGUUGAAGGGACUGUCCUGACAGCAAUUACUUUAAACAUUAACGGGAUCUUGUUUUGCUAGAGGUUUUGAGGUUUGGUUUAUGGCUUUCAUUCUGUUUUUAUAAUAAGGCGUAUUUUCACAGAAUUAAAUACAGCCCAAUAAAGGAGGAUUUUAUUGGGGAAAAUGCAGCCAGAACUGCCUGGUGUGAAGUCCGUUGAGGGCACAGCUGGGCUCUGUUCCUGGUGACGCCAGUUUGUGCCCUGGCCCUUUGGUGAUCUUUCACUUUCUCUUUGCGGCUGCGUUCUUGACCUUGCAGGAAACACAGUCCAACUCCUGUUACCUCAAGUAAUGGGCGUUUCUGGUUGUGAGGACACACUGAACAGCAAGACCUGGUGGAUAUACAAGAACAGGAACCACGGGAGAGUCAGGACCUUGGCCUGGAACUAGACCCAGGAUGGCUUCUAGGCUCAGCAGCCGGAGUCUGCAGACGUUCACUGGAGUUCAAACCAAACCAAACCUUUGCCAUAAAGAAACUCAAUACAUGCUCUUGCCAAUCUAAAAACCAGCCUUAUUACCCCUCUGCUCUUCACAUCUUUCCUCUGCCUUGUUGCUUUCACCCUCCCCCACCCCAUCCCCAGAACUCCUGCUUCCUCACCACUGGGCUUGGGACAAUCCCGAGGGCUCUGACCCCACAUCCCCUCCUUUGGCCCCUCCUCCCCAUAUCAGCUCAGCUCUGUCCCUCCCACUGCCUGUCAGGUGCUCCUAGUUCAAAUUCUUGAGAGAGAAUCAGCUCACCAAAUCCUAGUUCAGUCUACUGAUUGGCUGCUGUUGGGUCAGGUGACCGACCAUAUUAGGCCAAUCAGCUCUUUCCUGUUGGGGCCAGGUCACAUGGUGGUUGCCUCACACAUUCUGGGUUGGGGGUGUGGCAGGCCCCAGCCUGACCACCCUGCUGCCCAACCCUCCUGGGAGGGAUCGGGGGAAGGAAUGACCCCUUGUGGCGAGUCCCUUGAGGUCUGCUCCUGCUCUCUGGGCUUAGAAGGUGUUCAAAGUGGCCAUUUCUCUAAAAGGGGCUUUUGUGGGUUCCUCAGCGACACUCUACUCGUGCUGGGAAUGUUUCCUUUGUCAGCCCUGGUGUCAGGGACCAUGUGUCUGUUGGAAUCCUGGACGGGACUGUCAAGGAAAAGGAAACGGACUCUGUAAACCUAAGAAGAGAGUUUUAUUGAAGACUUGUUGAGGGCUGGCCACGAAACAGUGCUCUGACUUGGGGGGAGGGAGAGGGACUUAUGUAGGCAGAAAAGUAAGUGAAGGCACAUUUGACACUAGAACAGCGGUUCUCAACCUGGGGGUUGUGACCCCUUUGGUGGUCGAACGACCCUUUCACAGGGGCCGCCUAAGACCAUCCUGCAUAUCAGAUAUUUACAUGACGAUUCAUAACAGUAGCAACAUUACAGUUAUGAAGUAGCAACGAAAAUAAUUUUAUGGUUGGGUCACAACAUGAGGAACUGUAUUUAAAGGGCCAGAAGGUUGAGAACCACUGCACUAGAAGUUACGACUCGGGUACAUAAGCUUCCAUGGUUGUUUGACAUCAGCUGGAAGGGACGCAUAGAAAAGAGGAGGUUGAGUCGCUGCUGAACCUCCUGCUGUGGAAACAAUGGAAUUGCUUUGAGACUCUUGAGAUGACUCUUUGAUCGGGAUGGAGAGAGGACAGACACUCUCUCUGGUAAUCAGUGUCCCUUAGUGGGGAAGCAUUGCAGGGUCUGUGUGUGGCUAGCCCUGCGGUUAGUAAAGAAUCUUAGUUAGUAAGGCUCCUGGUUCUUCCCUGGUUGCUGAUGAAACAGAGGAGCUCAGGCACCCUUUCCCUUCCUCAGGACUUACAGGUGGCUCCGUGCCAGCUUUCUCCUGCUGGGCACACAUCUGGGGAUCAAACCAGCAACCUGGGUAUGUGCCCUGACUGGGAAUCUAACUGUCAACUUUUUGUGCACAGGACAACAUUCAACCAACUGAGCCACACCGACCUGGCUCAACUCCCUCCAUUUUAAGUGACUCUCUCAGCAUGUUUAUCCCAUUUUAUUUUUUCUUGUGUUAUUCUCCAAACACAAGAAUGCAAAACAGAAACACCCAGUUCAAUUAAAAAAUAAAUUAACAAAUUGCAUAAAAAACUGGAAGGUGUAGAAAUAACCAAAUAAGAUGGAAGAACCAAUUCCAGAUAUAUUGGUAAUCACCAUAGAUGCAAAUGGGUUAAACUUGCCAAGUAAAACACAAACAUUAGGCUUGGCCGGGUAGCUCAGUUGCUUAGAGUGUUGUCCUGACAUGCCAAGGUUUCGGGUCAAAUCACAUACAAGAAUUAACCAAUGAACCAAUCAAUUUAGUGGAACAACAAAUUGAUUGUUUCUCUCUUUCCUCUCUCUCUGAUGUAUAAAAUAAGUGGUAAAACUGCCAUUUUCUAGAGCAUUUUUUCAAUCUGAUGAGAUUUUGCUUCUCAGCAAUUGUUAUAAGUUUGGAUGAAAUAAACUCAUAAAAAUUCUUACAA